AUGGUUGUAGGGGCGUUUCCAAUAGCUAAAUUAUCUGUUUUGUUGGUGAAACAGAUAAGUAAACCAAUCGCGAACGUGUGCAAGGAGAGAGCCAAGAAUAAUCCAUUUUUCAGAACUUAUGUUUGUAUGCCUCCAGCGCAAUUUUACAAUUGGUGUGAAGUUAAAGCCAAAAUGUGGAUUUUAAAUUUGGGAAAACCUGUCAAUAUUCCUGUUUUAAGCCAGGAAAUGGCCAUUGAACUUGGAGCAAAUCUUCUUGGCGAAACGGUUAUAUUCGUAAUUGGUGCUAGCCUUUUAGUGAUCGAGUACAAUAGGCAAAGUAAAAAAGAAGCAGCCAAAGAAGCCAAGCGUGAAGAGGAGAUGAAACACAUCACAAGUACUAUCACAGAUUUGUAUUUUACUGUGCAAAAACAACAGACACAACUCCGAGAAAUGGAAAGGCUUAUUCAUUCUAUUGGUGGAGAUCAAGCACCCAAAAACAGCCCAUCCUCUGACAAAGAUAGUACAAAUGGGAGAUCACCACCAGAUGCCACACUAAAUAAUCACGUUCCUGAACAUAUAAAUCACAAUUCACCAACUCUUAGUCCCACACCUUAUCCAAAUAAAGGCCUAAUAUUGCAGUCGUUGAAUUAUAUACAAAUGGACGCAUUUAGCUCAUUUUUCCCCAAAAAUAAUACUGAAUAUGAGAAAGAAAGAGAUGAAGAUAAAUUUACAAGAAAUAGGAGGGAGCCAGCUGUACUCUCUGGUAUUUUGCAUAAUAUCGAGAAUAAUUUUAGAAGUUUAUUUUGAGGAUUUUACAGUAUAAAUUACACAUUGUACUUGCAUUAAAAUGUUGAAAUGACCACUAGAAUGUUAAAUAAUUUGUUGCAAAAUUGUUGUUGACCAUAACUAAUUUGCAAUAAAUUGCUUUAAAACAGGAGCCUUCUGUGUGACAAGUUAUAAAGUAGACUUUUCUCAGUUAAAAGUUACGUAAUUUUAACUAUAUAAAAUUAUCUACAGUUAUAAAAGUAUUGGUUUUUCAAAUGUGCACACAAUAUUCAUAUUGUAACUAAGUAUUCUAUUGUUAAGUAAUGUUCUACAAAUAUCUGUUUUAAAAGCAAAAAUUUUGAACUUAUAAUAGAAUUAAAAUAGUAUGUGUUUUCAACAGAAAUAUAUUAUUUAAUGCUUUUAAGUAUAAUGUCUCUAGUCACAAUUUAAUUUGUAGAGGAAGCUUAUAUUCUUUUAACUAGAUCAAUGAUACUUAUUUAAAUAGGUAUUAAAAAUGUUAUUAAUUA
Messenger RNA from Bombyx mori (domestic silkworm), 1271 nucleotides. Its product is annotated as putative OPA3-like protein CG13603. Gene Ontology annotation, cellular component: mitochondrion. The transcript has 4 exons. Lineage: Eukaryota; Metazoa; Arthropoda; Insecta; Lepidoptera; Bombycidae. The coding region runs from base 1 to 786 and encodes 261 amino acids. Gene Ontology annotation, biological process: regulation of lipid metabolic process. The record is from RefSeq and is a predicted model, not a curated record.